ACGAUAAAUACAAAAAACAUGGCUGUCCAGGCUCUAUGGUCUCGUGGAUGCCACCAAGACAGCAAACUUGAUUUGCAUUGUACUGUCACUGAAACGAACUGUCUUACUCCUUCUGUCAGCAUUUUAAUCGCAUUUUUGGGAGUUUAAGUUUGAAAUAAUAAAAUGAGCGGGUGGGCUGGGUUUUCGGAAGAGGAACUGCGGAGAAUGCAGCAAAAAGAACGUCGUCGUUACAGACUCUGUGAUAGCAAGUCAGAGCAAACUACGACCGCCCAGCCGGAAUCGGCAACAAUUACAAAGAAAGAAGACGUUGGAGAGAGCCGCUCAGGCAUGCGCUGGUUUCAUGUCUCUUGAACUUCCACCGGAGCAGCAGCUCAAUAAGAUGCCAUCGAAGGGUGAGCAUGAUCUUGAGCACAUUGCACCAGGAAGUCCGUCUGAGAAAAGCAAUGCGCAGGAGACUCUAAUCGAGGAAAAGACGCAAGACAACUGUAAAGAAGCAGCAGAGAAGCGAACUCUGGUCGUCAAGGAGCUUGAGAAACAAGAGGUUGAACUUCGAGAGAAGAAUCGCCUGGAGCAACUGCAACGGGAACAAAAGAUUAUAGAAGAAAGGAAUAAGCGCAAGAAGGCUCUGCUUGCAAAAACUAUAGCUGAAAAGUCCAAGCAAACUCAAGCUGAAGCUGUGAAGCUGAACAGAAUCCAGAAUGAGCUGCAAGCCCUUGAUGAGAUGGUUUCCAGUGACAUCGGCAUUCUCAGAGGAAAGAUCGAACAAGCUAGCUGGGACUACACAACUGCCAGAAAGCGGUAUGACAAGGCAGAGACGGAGUAUGUCGUGGCCAAGUUAGAACUCCAGAAGAAAACAGACAUGAAGGAGCAGCUGACAGAACACCUUUGUGCUAUCAUCCAACAAAAUGAGCUACGCAAAGCCGUCAAGCUAGAAGAACUGAUGCAGCAGUUGCAGCUCGAGGCCACUGAGGAGGAGCUCGGAAGGCAGAACGUUGAAGACAACAACGUGAGGAGCUUUGAAUUGCAAGGACGUGUGAAAGUGCAGCAUGGUGUCUCGGAGAGUCAGGAGGCAACAGUGCAGUGGACAUGCACAGAGGAGGAAAGUCAGAAGAAGGACGAUGGCCUCCAGCUGGAGCACCAAUUGAGUGAUGAAUUCCAGCCUGAGCAGAAUUUUAAAGCGGAAGUAAAAAAGUGUCGUCAGGAUCAACAGUUGGCUCAGACAUGAGACAUUGUCCAUUCCUCAAAGAGGGAGUCAUAAACACAACAGCAUUGUAUGAUUUUCAGAUUAUAUUUACAUGUUCAGAGUGUCACGGUGGGCAACUGCUGAGCACGUCCGCCUCACAGUGCGGAGAUGUGCAGGAUUUGAUUCUGGCACCGGCCUUCCUGUGUGGAGUCGGCAUAUCCUUCCCGUCCCUGCGUGGGGUUUCUUCGGGUACUCCGGUUCCUCCCACAUUUCCAAAAAAGAUGUAUGGCAGCUUAAUGGAACUCUCUAAAUUGUCCCUCGGUGUGAUUGUGAGUGUGAAUGGUAGUUCGUCUAUGUGUGCCCUGCGAUUGGCUGGAAACCGGUUCGGGGUUUCUCCCGCCUAAUACCCGAAGAGAGCUGGGAUAGGCUCCAGCAUGCAGCGCGGGCCCUGUGGAUAAAGCGGUUCGGAAAAUGAAUGAAUGAAUGGAUUGCUAAUUAUGGCCAAACUGACAGGCAUAUGGCCAGAGGAGAAAAAUAGCAAAUUUGUGAGUUUUUCAGCAGGGUUCCAAAAACAAAAUUGGCGGAUCACGAAUAUCAAGGAAGUACUGUCCAAUAUUUAUUAUAUCUGGAUUUGAUACACAACUU
Messenger RNA from Hippocampus zosterae (dwarf seahorse), 1828 nucleotides. It is a transcript of the gene gorab, whose product is annotated as golgin, rab6-interacting. NCBI's taxonomy places the organism in Eukaryota, Metazoa, Chordata, Actinopteri, Syngnathiformes, Syngnathidae. Gene Ontology annotation, biological process: non-motile cilium assembly. The transcript is spliced from 5 exons. The record is from RefSeq and is a predicted model, not a curated record. Bases 341 to 1225 code for a protein of 294 amino acids.